GUAGGGUUCUCUUCAUUUUCAUACUCCUGUCCUGGACCGAAAUCUGAACCCUGAAAGAUUUGAAAGAAAUUGAUAAAUCUUGACUGAAGAAUGAAUGCGUUCAAGGCUUAUAAAGCUUGUGUUCCAAUUGCAUGGAGUUCAAACAUAUAUAUAACCCAGGUGAGGGGAAUUCCUGGGACAAGGAAAUCUCACAGGCGCACCCUUGAGGCCUUGCGCCUUGGCAAAUCUAACCGAACUGUGAUGCGAUGGAACACACCUACAGUUAGAGGAAUGCUUCAGCAGGUGAAGAGGUUGGUUGUGAUCGAAACGGAAGAGAUGUACAAGGCCCGCAUGCAAAAACAAGAAACCCAUCGAGCUAUACGCCCCCCUAUUGCUGUCAGCCAUCACUCCGUUCCUGCAAAAGAUUCUUCUGAGUAAUAAUGGCAGAAUGUUUACAGGUCUGUUUUUCAUAAUUCCUUUCAUGUAAUUUUGUUAGUUCAUCAUGUUGGUUCUUUCGCGAGGUGUUACUGUCUCAAAAAACAACUGACACAUAUAUAUUUAUGGAAUUACAUGGGUUUAUCUUGUUUUACAAUUUCAGUAACUGGAUAUCGAAUGAUAUUGUGAUUUUCCUCUUU
Papaver somniferum (opium poppy) is the source of this 614-nucleotide messenger RNA. RefSeq lists its product as uncharacterized. Gene Ontology annotation, cellular component: mitochondrion; large ribosomal subunit. Bases 91 to 417 code for a protein of 108 amino acids. The transcript has 3 exons. Gene Ontology annotation, molecular function: structural constituent of ribosome. Gene Ontology annotation, biological process: translation. The record is from RefSeq and is a predicted model, not a curated record. NCBI's taxonomy places the organism in Eukaryota, Viridiplantae, Streptophyta, Magnoliopsida, Ranunculales, Papaveraceae.